This is a messenger RNA of Trichomonas vaginalis G3, 893 nucleotides long. RefSeq names its product protein of unknown function, DUF4106 family. The transcript has a single exon. The annotation marks the transcript as partial. The record is from RefSeq and is a predicted model, not a curated record. NCBI's taxonomy places the organism in Eukaryota, Parabasalia, Trichomonadida, Trichomonadidae.
AUGUUCGCCGACAUACAAAAGACUCCAACAUCAGAUGAAAAUAUUCAGCAUAGAAUGGAAGUACUGAAAGAAAAUGUACGCAAAUACAACAAUCCUUUUUACUUACGACCAUAUAACGUUCAAUCUUUGGCUGAACUCGGUGAAAAUAAAAGGUUAAAUUUCAACAAAACAUAUAGAAAUGAAACAUUGCUUAAAGUUCAUUCAGAACCUAACCAAUAUGGAAACAAACCUACUUUUGUUUCUGCAGACUAUGGAACUACAAUGAGAUGGGGUCAUAAAGCUAAUCCGGAUAGGUGGUUCAUAAACUUACAACCUCAAUUCCAAGAAGUUGUAGACGCAAUGGAAGUGAAUGGUGAACCAGAUAUAGCUGGUAUUUUCAGCGCGGCUUUAAUGCCAUUGAAAGAUAUGAAACAUGCAGAUAUUUUGGACCAGUAUGAAAUGAACAUGGCUGAUGGAAAUAUAACACCUGACGUUCUAGAACAUUUAUCUCAAAGAACUACACAGAACCAUAAAGAUGGUAUAUUUGGUGAAGAGUUUAGAAAGAAAGUUAGGGAGAGAGAAGGAAGAGAACCUAUUGUACAUGACCUUGCAAACGAAAGUUUGCAAAAUGUCAUAAAAACUUACUUUGCAGACAAUGAACCGAGAAGGGAUGAAUAUUUAAGAAAACUCAAAUGGACAGUACCAAAUGAAAUGUUAGUAUUGAAAAACAUGUUCCUUGACAAAAUAAAACCAACUACAGAAAUAAAUGACGCAAGACUGAAACAUUGGGUAAAAGCUUUCCCAUUCACAAAAGAUAUUAUUGGUAACAUGGAAAGAAAACCAGAAUGGCUACAAAAACAUAUAUUUGGAAACGAGCUUAUUCCAUAUGGACAAGCUCUGUUUGAAGAGCUUGA